Molecule: messenger RNA, 2285 nt
Organism: Portunus trituberculatus (swimming crab)
Lineage: Eukaryota; Metazoa; Arthropoda; Malacostraca; Decapoda; Portunidae
Exons: 11
Coding region: 379-2163 (594 amino acids)
Cellular component (GO): membrane
Molecular function (GO): glutamate-gated receptor activity
Source: RefSeq, a predicted model, not a curated record
UCGGAAAUAAUGAGCUCUGAGCUCGUUCCGUGGGGUAACGUCUGGCUGUCUCGUCAGAGACUGCAGCAGAUCAAACAGUGAAACACACACACACACACACACACACACACAUACAGUUCCCUGGCCUCCCGUGAUUCUGAGUUCCAACUCCCUUUCAUCUUGCCCUCCCUCCCCAUAAUUAUGACCUGGAGCGGCUACGAGCUAAAAGGGCACGCGGCUGUCCAGAGGAGUAAUUAGGCUUUUGUGAGUGACUGUACGACAGUUUGAGUCGGCCUGAACGUCUCUUGCGAUAAAAAUCCGCGUGCAGGAGUAAGAAGUGCAGUUACAGUUUCCUCCACGCAGCUGUAGUAGGAGUUUUUUAAGCGCUGCCUCGCUGCCAUGAAGACGCUUGAUGUUGUCAUUGUCUUGGUCUGUAUCAACGCCAGGGAGUGCCGUGGAAUGUUGUCUACUAUAAGAAAAAGGAACAGCCUAGAUCUGCUUGGUGACUCGGUCGGACCCCUGCUGGUGAGAGCGGGUGAGCUGGCGAGGGGCAGCAUGGAGAGCUGUGACCUACUGCUGGCUGCUGCCCAUCGCAUGUCUCCUGUUGUGACAUUCCGUGAAUAUUUUUUUAAGGAAAUGCGAGCAGCAGCUGUCACCGAGAUUAAUUCACUGGGUUACUCUGCGGACCAGCGGCCAACGAGUGAGGCGGAUCACCGGAGAGAGGUCCAUUCCCGAGGCUUUCCAGAAGUGUGGAGGCAGAGUAGAGCAAAGUGCCGGGUCAUUGUUAUGGACAAUGUCAUCGCCAAUGCAACGCUCAUCAACGAGUUCCUGUCCUGGGCAAUGCUGUGGCGGCAGCCUGAGACCCGUCUGGUGUUUGUAGGAAGGGUUCAAGAUAUGGAUGUGUUCUUAGACCACUCGCACAACGCCUUGCGUAACACCCGCCACGCGGUGUUUGUCGCUCUGCCGCUCAACGAUCCUGGUGCUGCCGCUACAGGAAAUACUCGUAAUGGUGUGGAGAUCUACCAGCGCUGUUUGUACUGCAACAGAAGCCGCGCUGGAGUGCAGCGACUGCAACAUCACGGAAAGUAUUCAGUGAUGGCCGAGAGACAAGCAUUACUUCCAGAACACCACGAACACAGAGAAGACUUCCGGGGCCACAGGUUCAAGGUGGUAGCCAUGGAGUACUUCCCCUACAUCAGCUACGAGAGGCUGCAGGGCGACAAGAACCCAACGCUUCGCCUCAGAGAUUCCCUCAACACUCGCAUGAUUACUGUUCUCGCGCAGCAUCUCAACUUCACGUACGAAGUGAUGGAGCCCGAGGAUUGUCAGUGGGGCCUGGAAGCGAGUGGAGGCAACUGGACGGGCAUCGUGGGCACACUGCAGCACGAAAAGGCAGACUUCUCCAUGGACCUCACCCUCACGUCCGAAAGGGCGACCGCGGUGAAUUUCUGUCGAGUGUACAUCGAUGAGAAUAUGGUCAUCUUGUCUUCCAAACCUCGCCCUCCUCCUGAAUACCUGUCGCUCAUCAAGCCUUUCGAAGGUAUCGUGUGGCUAAUCGUAGUGGUGAGUGUGAUGGUGUGGGGCGUGAUGCUGUGGUGUUUGUUAAGGAUCAGGAACCGAGUAUCGCAGGGGUCCAGCAUGGACAUCGCAUCAUCUCUAUUCUAUGGCUGGGGGUUGCUCUUGGAGGAUCGACCUUACGAGCCUCCUGCCAAUCUUACGGGUCAGACGAUGGGACCAGAGGAAGGGAUGAGGAAGGUACUAGCGGGGGAUUUCUCCUAUAUCCACAACUAUUACGUGAUGCGCAUCCUGCUGGCCACUCACCAGCAGGGCGCGGCCACCAUCCCUGUCCACAUCAGCACUACCAAAUACCCUCUCUUCCCCGGCAACACCUGGGCAUUUCGGCCUGGCUCCCCGUUCAUCACUCGGUUCAAUGAAGGCAUUCAGCGACUCCUGGACGCGGGACUCAUUGACUUCUGGAUGGAGGACGUCAUCUUUACCAACGUGACCAAAAGGCGCAUACAGGAGAAGGGAUCAGAAGGGAAGAUUAAUCUGUCUAAUGCGAACAGCCACUCCCAGGUGGUGCUGGGGUUACUUCACCUGCAGGUCACCUUCUACCUGCUGUUUAUUGGCCACACAGCAGCUGCCUUCGUCUUCCUCACCGAGCACGCACUAGCUCGACGAUGACCACCAAGGAGUUACGUAUGUAUCGUGACGGAUUGAAGUGAAUUUCAUUUUUUUUACUUUGGGUGAGUUAAGUACAAGUUAGGUUUGUUCAUAUUCUUUUUUAUGCAAGAGGGAAGCCCCCC